Molecule: messenger RNA, 180 nt
Organism: Neurospora tetrasperma FGSC 2508
Lineage: Eukaryota; Fungi; Ascomycota; Sordariomycetes; Sordariales; Sordariaceae
Exons: 2
Coding region: 1-180 (59 amino acids)
Source: RefSeq, a predicted model, not a curated record
AUGACCAACACGGUUGGUCUCGUCGACAAUUACAAAAUGCGCGAUAUCCAGCUAGGAAUUCGCAAUCCAGAUCUCUUCACCCCUGAGUUUCCCAACUUCAUGAGUCGGUUCAGUCUUCAAGCAUCGAACGCCUUCGACAAUGCCGAUCUAGAUGUCUCCUAUCAUCACCACACCGACUAA